This is a messenger RNA of Colius striatus (speckled mousebird), 4937 nucleotides long. It is a transcript of the gene TRIOBP, whose product is annotated as TRIO and F-actin binding protein. Gene Ontology annotation, biological process: actin filament organization; positive regulation of substrate adhesion-dependent cell spreading. The transcript has 22 exons. Gene Ontology annotation, cellular component: actin cytoskeleton. Gene Ontology annotation, molecular function: actin filament binding. Bases 231 to 4130 code for a protein of 1299 amino acids. NCBI's taxonomy places the organism in Eukaryota, Metazoa, Chordata, Aves, Coliiformes, Coliidae. The record is from RefSeq and is a predicted model, not a curated record.
AAUGCUCACCAGGAGAGCACCAGGGAAGAGAAAGAAGCUGAACUGUAACAAGAGCAACGGAGGACCGAUGCUAGGCAUAUUUUGCUGGGAAUAGCGAGGCUCAGUCAGGUAAAGCUCAGGAGCCUGAUGCUGUGAGACUUUAAGCUCUGGUCUGCUGCUGUUCCUUCCUCCUUUUCCUCCUGGCUUCUACCAGACAGCAGCCCAUCAGAUGUUCGUCCCUGCUGUGGAGGAUGUCUGGUCCAGUAGAGGAUGUGCCCUGCAUGAACUUUGAAGCCAACAUAUUUGCAAAGGGCCUGUGCCAGCACUGUUUUAGAGCAGCAGGGGCUCACCAGCACACUACCCAGGAGCAUGCUGUGGAGGUGGUGGGGCGCGAUGCCGGCAGCGAGGUGGAGCCCGGUGGGCCCUGGGACGCCCUCCACAUUUUAGCCCCACAGUGCGAGGUGUAUGUGUGCGUGGGCCCGGCAGAGGCAGCAGAGCGCUGGCACGAAAACAGGGGAUAUCCCCCACUCAGCCCCGGAGCUGAGGGUGAGCACAGAGAAACCGGCACCAACCCCAGCGCCUGUGCUGAAGCCACCUCCACGUUUGCCAGGGACGGGGAAAUGACCCGACUGUGGGACAACACUUUGGGAUCAGGCAAAUGGGACAUGAUGAACUACGUGGGCCUCAAGGAGGAGGUGCGGCCACGAGCCCUGCAGGCAGACAGGCCCAGGUGGGCUCAGCCCGUUCCCUCUGGAUCCUGGGUGAGAGCUGAGGCCCAGGGCUUUAGGAAAGAGAUCUGCCCACUGAAAGCAGAGCGCCGGCCCGCCAGCCAGAAGCCCGAGGAGAGCUGGCCGAAGCACCGCAAACCCGACCCUCCCUGGGCAGCCUCCCCGCCGCGUGCCACUGGCGGCUCCUCGCCGGCCCGUUACAACCCAGCGGGCGCCGGCGGGCACCUUGUGGGCUCCCGAAGCCGGGAGCCCCGUGGGCACCCCGCCAGCAGCGGGGGCACGGACGGGCGGCACGUGCUGGAGAGGCAGGAGUACACGGUGCUGGCAGACCUGCCCAAGCCCAAGCGUCUCGGCCAGCGGGAAGCUGUUGACCGCUACGGCUCCCGCACGCUCAGCCCCGGCCGGGUGGAGGUGGAGAAGAUAUUUGGCUGUGAACGCAGGAAGUCAGAGACCCUGGAGGCCUUCCAAGCCCUGGAGGAGGGCCGCGUGGAUCGGCUUGAUGGCAAGACUCCGGUGCCACCCAGCAAAGGCCGCCCAGUUCAGAGGCAGUCCAGCCCCAGCCUGCCCAGAGAGGGUCAGCGUCCCUCCUGGCACCUCGAGCAGCGCAGCAGAGACCCCAAGGAGCACUUGCGUUCCCCCAGCCCGGCUCGACACCCUGAGAAGGCCAGCAGGAACUGGGGGGACACCCCACGCUCCGCCAGCCCUGGGAGGCUGCUGGAGAGGGGCAGCCGGAGCCCACGCUCCGCAAGCCCAGCUCACCGCUCGGAGAGGAAGGCAGGAGAGCCCGUGAGCCCUCCCUGGCGAGCGGAGAAAAGCUGGAGGAGCCGAGGGGAGCCCAGCCGCACCGCGACCUUAGAGAGGGGCCGAGCCACCUGGCAGACCGGUGGCACAGGCCCAGGCCCGGAGCGGAAGAGCCGAGGGGACUCCCUGCACCCCACGGGCCUUGGGAACAGUGUGCUAAGCCGAGCAGGGCCGCCGCCACGGUCCCUCAGUCCCGGGAGACGUCCGGAGAGCGGCACGUGGAGAAGCCAAAAGGAGACCUCCCCUCCCAGCCCAGGGCGGGGGGCAGAGAGGCAGCGGGCGAAGUCGGGGGAGCCACUGCACCUCAGGGGGCCCGGCAAGCCACCCGAAUGUGGCUGGCGGAGCCUCCGGGAAAAGCUGCCGCCCUCCCACCCCGGGAAGGGUGCCGGUAGUGACUGGAGAGGCCGAGGGAAGCCCCUGCGUCCCUCAAGCCCAACGCGACCGCCGGAGCAGGACUGGAGGAGUCGGGGCAAUGCCCAACCCGGACAGGCUUGGGAGAAGGACUGGAAGCGCCAAGAGAAGCCCGUGUGCCAUGCAGACUUGAUGCGCCAGCUGGAAAGGGACUGGAAAAGCCCUGCUAAAUGUUUGGAUGUUGGACUACGGCCCGAUGACAGCUGGAGAAGGCCUGAGAGUCCAGCACAGCGGCUGGAGGAAGACUGGAAGGGCCUUGAGCACGCCCAAGACACAGACAACCCAGAGAAGCCAUUGGAAAAUGACUUGGAGAACAAGAGGCUUCUCGUUUACCAUCCCCAGCUGGGUGGAGGUGCCUUCACACCGCAGGGCAACAUCAGCACCUCACGAAGCCCGCAGCCACAUUCGAAUGCCAGUGAGAAGCACAACAAGCCAGAUCUCCUCAAUUUCAAGAAGGGAUGGAUGUCCAUCCUGGACGAGCCAGGAGAGUGGAAGAAGCAUUGGUUUGUGCUGACCGACUCGAGCCUGAGGUAUUACCGGGAUUCAAACGCAGAGGAGGCCGAUGACCUCGAUGGAGAAAUCGACCUCCGCUCCUGCACAGAUGUGACGGAGUUCGCAGUGCAGCGCAACUAUGGCUUCCAGAUCCACACGAAGGAUGCCGUCUUCACCCUGUCAGCGAUGACCUCAGGCAUCCGACGCAACUGGAUCGAGGCCCUGAGGAAAAACGUGCGCCCAGUCAGCGCUCCGGAUGUUACCAAGCUCUCUGACUGUGAUAAGGAGAACUCCUUCCACAACUGCAUCCCCCAGAAGGGCUCACUGCGAACAGAGGAGCAGCAGCGCUCGGGUUUGGGCUCCGAGGCCAACUCCAAGGGCGGUCACUGGAAGGCGGAUGGGCCGCGCCAUGCCUUUGACUAUGUGGAGCUGUCUCCCUUGCCGCAGGACCCUGGGAAUCAAGGGUCCCUGCAGAGGACGAGAGGGAGCUCGAGGAUCUCUGAGCGAGCUCCCAAGCAGGAGGAGCUGGAGCGGGAUCUGGCCGUCCGUUCGGAGGAGAGGCGGAAAUGGUUUGAGAGCCCUGACGGCAGGGUUCCCAGCAGCGAGGGCUCAGUGGGAGACCCUCCCCGCAAGGUGGGGGAGCAGGACCUCCCCACAGCCCCGCUUUCGGAGGAGCAGCGCGUCCGGCUGAACGAGGAGAUAGAGAAGAAGUGGCUGGAGCUGGAACGCCUGCCCUUGAAGGACUCACGGCGGGUGCCCUUGACAGCACUGCUGAACCAGAGCAAGGGAGGCCAUGGAGAUAGCAACGAGGCACUGAAAAAGGAGGUCCAGUCACUGCGGGCGCAGCUGGAGUCAUGCCGAGCCCGAAACGAGAGCCUUCGGGAGGCGGCGAGAUCCCAGGGAGACAGCCACGUGCCCCGGGGGUACAUCUCACAGGAGGCCUGCGAGCGCAGCCUGGCCGAGAUGGAGUCAUCCCACCAGCAAGUGAUGGAGGAGCUCCAGAGGCACCACCAGCGGGAGCUGGAGCGCUUGCGGCAGGAGAAGGAGCGGCUCCUGGCAGAGGAGGCGGCGGCCACGGCAGCAGCCAUCGAGGCACUGAAGAAAGCCCACCGGGAGGAGAUGAAUAAGGAGAUGUGCAGGACACGAAGCUUCCAGCAAUGUAGCUCCAUCCCAGAUGCCCUCCAGAAGCAGCACCAGUUGGACAUGGAUUCCCUGAAGCGGGAGCUGCAGGUGCUUUCUGAGCAGUAUUCCCAAAAGUGCCUGGAAAUCGGGGAGCUCACCCAGAAGGCAGAGGAGCGGGAACUGACGCUGCAGCGCUGCCAGCAGGAGGGGAAGGAGCUCCUCCGGAAAAACCAGGAGCUGCAGACCCGCCUGUCAGACGAGAUCGGGAAGCUGCGCAGCUUCAUUUCGUCGCGGGGCUCUGGGGACCGCUCUCCGCACAACAACGAGCGGAGCUCCUGUGAGCUGGAGGUGCUGCUGCGGGUGAAGGAGAAUGAGCUUUCUUACCUAAAGAAAGAGGUGCAGUGCCUCCGGGAGGAGCUGCAGAUGAUGCAAAAGGAUAAGAGAUUUGCCUCAGGGAAAUACCAGGACGUGUAUGCAGAGCUGAAUCACAUCAAGGUGCGCUCGGAGCGGGAGAUCGAGCAGCUGAAGGAGCACCUGCGCUUGGCCAUGGCGGCUCUGCAGGAGAAGGAGGCGCUGCACAACAGCGGCGGUGAAUAACGGUCUGCUCUCUGUUUGUUUAUCUGUUCUUGUUUCGUAUUUGCUCCAUUCUCCCUUGCCAGGAGAGGGAGGUUGAAUCCCAUCCGUUACCGCCUUGGCAAGGAAUCCAGCCCAGCCCCCAGCCUCCUUACUCCCCUCCCAAAGCUUUUUUGAUGAACCCUUUUUUGCCUGCAUACCUGAGCACGUUGUUUGGACUGGCUCCUUACAUGCACCUUCUUCAGGAUUUUAUAUGUGAAAAUUAUAUUUUAUAGAGGACUUUUUCCCCCCCUCCCCGGGAAGAAGGGGAAGAGGAGGGGGAAAACUUUUACUACAUCACCAGCGUUUUCUAACCUGAACAAGAGAAUCUGGUUUUGCCUCCCUCCCCAGCCCCGUGACUCCUGGCCACACAGCCACCUUCGGCACCUAUUCCCUCUCUUCCAAAUGUCUCUGCAGCCCCCCUGGGAUGUACGCUGAGGACCACACUCUCCCCUCUGUGCCACCCCCAGGGAGCUGUGGAGAAGACACGCAAGCCAUAGGAGGGAGCUGCGGGGGUAGACUGCACGGGUGUGCUUGCCUGGGACUUUUGAAAUAGGAGACCUUGGCAAGAGUCCACAUGAUUGAGCUCUCUCUGUGACUGUCCUUUGGCUCCUUCAAGAACCCAAGUUGGCAGGAGCCCAAAGCCAAGGGGUUUCUUUCUGGGGAAGAGGAGCUGGGCGACUGCUACUGCACCUGCUGGAGCCAACCUUCCCCAAAGAUGGCAGCUGCUGCUGCUCUGCUGCACCCUUCAACUUUUAACUUAAUAAAAUCUUCCCCUUUCGCUGAGAAAAA